CCCAGAUCUCUACAUCGAGUAGAGGCUCAGAAAAAAGGGCUGCCUGAAUAGUAUAGAAAAACUUCUCGCGGACACAGAAGCAACUUCCAGCCCUUAUCAAAAUUAAAGAUUACAGUGAAAUGCAAAAAAAAGAUUUAUGCAAAAAUGGGAGAGUUUAAAUCAAAAGCUGAGCAAGCAAUCCAAGCUGGAGAACAGUUUUGUGAUCUUUACUAUGACAUAUUUGACAACAAAAGACAUCAAAUUUCAAGACUUUAUACAGCAUCAUCAGUCUUGAUUUGGAAUGGGAAUCCUAAUCACGGUGAAACAAAAAUUAUUGAAUUUGUAACCAACUUGCCAAACACUAAGCAUAUUAUCCAGUCCCUAGAUUGUCAACCUAUUCUAGAUGUUGUAACACCGAACCAGACCACAAUUUUGGUAACUGCAGAAGGGACAGUGUCUUUUGGCGAUGGAAGACCAGAAUAUUUCAAUCAAAAUUUCAUGUUGACAGCAUUAGACAAUGUUUGGAAAAUUGCUAGUGACUGCUUUAGAUACAUUGAUAGAUAAUUCCAUUGCAUUAAUGUUUAUACGUUUUUAACAGAUGCUCCUUCUACAAACAUAUGUUAAUCUUGUGAAUUCUGCUAGACUAAGAUCCUGAUGAUAUUUCUUCUGUUUUUAAGCUACGUUUAUUCCCAGGAAUACUUUCCAGAAGGCUGCUAGUUCUGGUAUGCAUUUAUUAAUAGUAGACACAAAUAUAAAAUCUUGAGCGGCUUACACCUAAAUUAUUUAAAGCUGUCAACUUUUCAAAGUCUUUGUUUGGUUUGCAGGGUUUUUAAACUUUUAGCUUCUCUUGAGAUCAACUUUAAUAGGAGUAACAGUAAUAGAUGGUCCGAGCCAAAACUGUUAUAUUUUUUGUUUGAAAUUUCAUGCCGGUUGUCUUCGUACUUAAUAUGUUGUCGUUUUUCACAAGUUGGGCAUAGGUCACGUGGAUAGAGACAUGUAUUCAAAUAUAAGCGAAAAAUGUAAACUGCCACACUUUCUUACAGCAUAUGAAAUUAAUUGUCUUGACGUGAACUGAUCACUGAAGUUGUUCGAAUACUUAUAGCAGCAUGAUUGUGAUUUAUUGUAACAAAGAGCUAAGUAUUUUGCGGUUUUUUCUUCUCUUAGGAGUAAGUUGCAUUUUCUAAUUUAAUUAACAUGGUUUUUAAUUAUCUAUAUUUCUUUUCAUA
This is a messenger RNA of Rhopilema esculentum, 1205 nucleotides long. Its product is annotated as NTF2-related export protein 2. NCBI's taxonomy places the organism in Eukaryota, Metazoa, Cnidaria, Scyphozoa, Rhizostomeae, Rhizostomatidae. The record is from RefSeq and is a predicted model, not a curated record. Gene Ontology annotation, biological process: nucleocytoplasmic transport.